AAAAUCAGCGUUAGGUAGUCAAGUUGACAAAAGAUGGUUGGAAAAAGAACAUAGUAAUAUUGAAUAUUAUAAUGAUAAUAACGGUGGUGGUGGUGAUAACAUCAAUGGUAAUAUUAAUAAUAUUGGUGGUGCACAAUCAGUUGGUUUUUUGUUAAAUUGGUUAGUUAACUUUAAUGAUGCUAUAAAUUUUUAA
This is a messenger RNA of Entrophospora candida, 193 nucleotides long. Lineage: Eukaryota; Fungi; Glomeromycota; Glomeromycetes; Entrophosporales; Entrophosporaceae. The record is from the annotation of a GenBank genome assembly.